This is a messenger RNA of Nasonia vitripennis (jewel wasp), 1498 nucleotides long. RefSeq lists its product as uncharacterized. Bases 757 to 1245 code for a protein of 162 amino acids. NCBI's taxonomy places the organism in Eukaryota, Metazoa, Arthropoda, Insecta, Hymenoptera, Pteromalidae. The record is from RefSeq and is a predicted model, not a curated record. The transcript has 2 exons.
GCAACAUUAUACUACCAAAGUCCGAAAAAAAGCGGGCGCGAGGAGGGAAGACACUAUUGUAUACCGAUCGCGCGCCGGGUGUGAAUGCGCGUUAAACGAGCUGGAUUUAUAAAACUCGCGCUGGGCGCAAAUAUAAACAACAAUAUGCAAUCCCGGCGAGUAUUGUCCAGUCAAUGCGAACUAAUAAGCAGCGGACUCGAUUUCUCUCUACCUACCUACUCUCCUCCUCCUCUCCUCUCUUUCGUCACGCCGAGAUUUUACACGGCCGAUAGCGCCAGCGGCCGCAGAGAGGAGAGACUUUCCUCUAUUGUUAGGCCUCGUGUGUCGUUAUGUAGUCGCAGCGCUAAUCGCAGCACAACUCAAUCUUUUCUAGCCGCGCAGUCUCUAUACACGCGCGAGGAGUUUUAAUGGGGAGGAAAAGCCUAUUCGCAAAAGUCUUAUCGUGCGCUUUGUUUUUCGGCGCGGCGCGGUUAUAUUUACCCGCGGCGCAGAAUGGCUCGUUAAUAAGUUACACGGAGUCAUUGUUAGCCGAGGAAUCUUGUUCGACACGAUGUUGCCGCGGCUGCCGUUUUGUUGCUCUUCCUCUCGGUGUAGGUAUACCGUGUGUUGGGUGCACACGAGAGAUAGAGACUUGAAGGUAGACGCGGGAGGAUUAUGGGUAUACAGAGGGAGAGAAAAUAAAAACAAGUCGCAAUAGAAAAAACGUACGUGUACUCACACUCAAGUCUUCCAUACUGCAGUUCCCGAGGAACAUGAAUGCCUCCGCGCGUCGUUAUCUUCCGUGGAGAAAAUAAGGACACCGCGCGCGCCGCUCUUGACUCUCUUGCUCUCGAUCCUCCUUACAACGCUCGGCGUCCGACGCUCGUCGCCAUCGGAGCAGAGGCAACAACAACAACAACAACAGCAACAACAACAACAACGAGAAGAACGAGGCCAGCCAGUCCACGUGCGCAGCUAACCCACGACAUCGGCUUAUUUACGCGAGAUUUUUUGCGCGGCCUGAAGAAGAUGUCCGAGGGCGGCGUGAGCUUCGAGGAUAUCCUGCGCCACGUCAUGCGGCAUCUGCGAAUGACGGAGACAAAGGCGGCGUUCCGCGUGAAGCAGGUACUGCGAGCCGGCCUCGCCCUCCGGAGGAUCGAGAAAACGGCCCAGGGCAGGUACAGGCUCCUCGCCCCGGCCAAGCCACCUGGCCUCGUAGUCAGGAUCAAGAGCGGCAGCGACGAUAGCUGCAGCGACGCCGAAUAGUGCGAUGGGUGGGGUUAUACCGUCUUCUCCUUCCUUUUCUUCCCUCUUUUUUCUCGUUUUCGGAGAGAGGGAGGUGAGCCCUCAAUUAUCGCGUGCAAAGGAGGCGCCUUUAUCGGCCGCGAUUUAUGGGCCGGCUUAUUGGGCCUUGGGUUAACCACUGCUGCUGCCGGCGCUGCUGACCUAACUUUUUGGCACUCUCUCACGUUUUUGGAGAAAAUUUUUUCGAACAAUAAAGCUGAUUUCGCUCUGAUGA